CGCAAUCAAACCAGAGCUCCAACAUCUGAAGCAGGGUUAAUAAUCAAUUGUCGACAAAUUAAUUCCUCACCGCAAGGAUGUCAGACGCCAACAAGCAAAUAAUGGCACAGAAAAGUGCUAAAAUUGCAGCAGGGGCUGUUGUGUGUGUGGAGAGCGAAAUAAGAGGAGAUGUGACCAUUGGUGCCAGAACAGUUGUCCACCCCAAAGCAAGGAUCAUAGCAGAGGCAGGCCCCAUUAUCAUUGGAGAGGGAAAUCUAAUAGAGGAGCAAACCCUUAUUAUUAACAGUUAUCCAGAGAAUAUAAUGCCAGAUACCGAGGGAGUUGAGCCAAAAACCAUGAUUAUUGGGACCAAUAAUGUGUUCGAAGUUGGAUGUGUCUCUCAAGCUCUGAAAAUUGGAGACAAUAAUGUGAUUGAGUCCAAGGCUGAUCUCGGGAGAAAUGUGAUUCUCACCAGCGGCUGCAUCAUCGGGGCGUACUGCCAGCUCAACACAUGCGAGGUCGUGCCAGAGAACACGGUUGUGUACGGCUCAAACUGCAUCAGGCGUGUGCAGAGUGAAAAGCCACAGCCUCAGACUCUGCAGCUCGACUUCCUCAUGAAGAUUCUGCCCAACUACCACCACCUGAAGAAGACGGUGAAGGGGAGCAGCACGCCUGUGAGAAACUAACACAGUGUGAGCAGACAACAGAAGCUCACACACACACACUUCCCUCAACUUGCACUUGUCUUACACUUUAGUGUUGUUCCCUAAUGUCUAAAAGAUUAUGCCAAGCAUUGAGAAUGACCACCACACAUUACAUUUAGACCUGUAUAUGAGGAACACAAUCAUUCUUUUACAUAUCAGAUUAUUUCUGGUUUUGCACUUUUGCUUUCAGAUCAGUAUUAUGACUAUUUACAUUAUAUUUUGGACAUGAUAAAAUGCUAAAUCUACAGUGCCAUUUUCAUGUUAGUCAGUUAUAUUAAUCUAUAUUUAUAAUUGUUCCAUAAAUAUUGCAAUAAUGGGUCUAAUGAAGAUUGCAUAUAAGCUUGUAUUCUGUUGAUUUUAUAUAUUCUAUACUUUGUGUCCACAAGGAGGGACUAUUGAGCAACUGAUAGCACACCCUCCGUACUGUCUGCUCUGGUAGGAAGGCUUUGUUUCAUCAAGUGUUACCAAAUAUCAAAUUAAAAUAUUAUUUAU
Messenger RNA from Toxotes jaculatrix (banded archerfish), 1175 nucleotides. RefSeq names its product dynactin subunit 6-like. Gene Ontology annotation, biological process: mitotic spindle organization. The transcript is spliced from 7 exons. Gene Ontology annotation, molecular function: dynein complex binding. Lineage: Eukaryota; Metazoa; Chordata; Actinopteri; Toxotidae. Gene Ontology annotation, cellular component: dynactin complex. The record is from RefSeq and is a predicted model, not a curated record. The coding region runs from base 78 to 665 and encodes 195 amino acids.